Pecten maximus is the source of this 5634-nucleotide messenger RNA. RefSeq names its product signal transducer and activator of transcription 5B-like. The coding region runs from base 103 to 2898 and encodes 931 amino acids. Gene Ontology annotation, molecular function: DNA-binding transcription factor activity, RNA polymerase II-specific; RNA polymerase II cis-regulatory region sequence-specific DNA binding. Gene Ontology annotation, biological process: regulation of transcription by RNA polymerase II; cell surface receptor signaling pathway via JAK-STAT; regulation of cell population proliferation. The transcript is spliced from 23 exons. NCBI's taxonomy places the organism in Eukaryota, Metazoa, Mollusca, Bivalvia, Pectinida, Pectinidae. The record is from RefSeq and is a predicted model, not a curated record.
UGUAUAUUAACAAACUCUUCAAGAUUUAGCAAAUAAUGGUGGUUUCAUCCUGCCAUUGUCUCUUGACAUUUUGAAAAGUUGUCUUGAAAAUAUAACGGAAAAAUGGAGGACAACGAUUGUAAAACUGAUCAACUUCAAAUGUUGCAUAAACCUACACAGGGAGGUUUGUCAAGAAAUGAUGUUACAGAUGAAAGUUGUCACAUGCAAACAAAAUGUGAGGCAGACAUACAUAGUCAACAAGGUGUUUACUCACAAAAUCAUAAUUCUGUGCAGACACACAAUGGAAUGUUUAAUAUGGCAUCAGGGUACAACCAAUACUCGGCAGGCUUUUCUUCAGGGAAUACAACAUUUACAUACCAACAGAACGGGGGCGUACAUUUCUCACAGUGGCCAGCACAGCCAGCUGGGAGCUGGGACCCAGCAAUGUCCCUGUGGGCCCGUGUACAGCGUCUCGAAGAUGAUAUCAUAAAACGGAUUCAGUCACAGUAUGGACAGCACUUCCCGAUCGAAGUGCGCCACUACUGUGCUCAGUGGUUGGAGGAACAACCAUGGUCUCAGAUCGAGGAAGACAAUCCUGCCCACGAAGUUUACGCUCAUCAGGUAUUAUCACACCUGAUCAAGGCCAUCCACAUACAGAUAAAUGAGUUUCCUAACAGCAGUGAAAGCUUCUUACAGAAGAUGGUCCUUCAGGAGGCAGCCACUAAACUCCAGGCCCUGUACAGCACUUCACCAUUGCUACUGGUCAAGGAGAUCAAAAGCUGUUUGGCUCAAGAGGAAAGAUUUGUACACCAGGCAGAAAAUCCGGUACAGAAUCAGGACACAAUGAAUGAUCAGCUUCAAACAACAGAGAUCCACAAGAAGAUUGUAGAAAUGAUCGAGAGUUGUCGAGAGAAAACACAGCAAACAGAGACUUACCUGAAACAGUUGCAGAAUCUUCAAGAGUCGUUUGUGAUUCAGUACCAAAACCAGGUCAAGGUUAACGCCCAGAUUCAACAGGUUGAGAAACAGAAUAAGGAGCUGGGCCUACUUGCGCCAGGAUUGGACGGAAAUGAUAUCGCAGAAAGCAUGACGCCCCAGCAGUACCAACAGGUCGUACAGAACAAUGUACAGGUGGAGAAGAAACUACGCAAACAGAAGGAAGACUUAGAACGGGACUUGCUCUGCAAGGCAGAAGAACUGCUUCAGUGUCGUCUGAUACUUGCUGACAAACAUCGCGACACCUUUGAUGGCCUGGAAGAACUUCAGAAGAUGGUGGUUGAUAAAGAACUUAUCGCAUGGAAACGUAAACAGCAGUUGUCGGGCAAUGGGGUUCGAUUUGACACCCAGCUGUUGGAUGUCCUUCAACAGUGGUGUGAGGCCCUGGCCGAAAUGAUCUGGAAGAACCGACAACAGAUCCUCGGAGUGGAGAUACUCCGUCAAAAGCUUCCUAUAGACAUCCCUAACGGAACCCCCGACCUGGUCCCUGAACUCAACCAGAAAAUCACAGGUCUCCUCUCCUCUCUAGUCACAAGCACAUUCAUUGUGGAAUGUCAGCCACCUCAGGUCUUAAAGAAAGAGUCACGGUUCACAGCCACUGUCCGCUUACUGGUGGGAGGUAAACUCAACAUCCACAUGUCGCCACCCACUGUGAAAGCAUCUAUAAUCAGUGAACAUCAAGCGAAAGCAUUGCUCAAAAAUGACUCCCAUGCUAAGAAUGACACGAGUGGUGAGAUACUGAACAACAACGGGACGAUGGAGUACCACCAAGCCAAGGGGGAGCUCAGCAUCACCUUCCGUAACAUGUCGCUGAAGAAGAUUAAACGAGCAGACAAGAAAGGCUCAGAGGCAGUGACAGAGGAGAAGUUCUGUGUGUUGUUCCAGUCAGACUUCCAGAUUGGCAGUGGAGAGCUCAUGUUUCAGGUUUGGACAUUAUCCUUACCGGUUGUCGUAACUGUCCAUGGUAACCAGGAAUGUAACGCCAUGGCAACAGCUCUGUGGGACAACCAGUUUGCUGAGCCAGGCCGGACCCCAUUUACAGUACCUGAUACUGUCCCGUGGUGUCAGAUGGCUGAACUCCUCAAUGGUAAAUUCCAGGCUGCUACUGGUCGCGGGCUGACUGCAGAGAAUCUUUCCUACCUGGCUAACAAAGCGUUUGGUCAGAUCAAACCAGGUGAAGACUUCUCACAGCGUUCAAUAACAUGGUCCAUGUUCAACAAAGAUGCUUUGUCCGCUCGGAACUUCACAUUCUGGGAGUGGUUCUAUAAUGUCAUGAAGCUUACAGAGGAACACCUCAAACAACCUUGGAUGGAUGGGUCCGUGAUAGGGUUUGUCAGCAAGAACUCUGCACAGGAAUGGUUGAUGACCAAACCAAAUGGAACUUUCCUGUUACGGUUCAGCGACUCGGAGACGGGAGGGAUCACAAUAGCGUGGGUAGCCGAUGAUCCUUCAAAACCAGGAGAGAGAGCAGUGUGGAACUUGGCUCCGUACGGCCGCAAAGACUUCAUGAUCCGCAGUUUAUCUGACCGCAUCAAGGACUUAGAUGCCCUUGUAACCCUGUAUCCAAAUAUGCCUAAAUCACAGGCCUUUGGAAAGUAUUACACAGCUGUGUCAGAAAAACAUCAUGCUGUGAAAGAUGGAUAUGUACCCUGCACACUGGUAGCCAAAUUACCUGACAGUCUGGCAAGUGCAGCGCCGAUGGACUUCAAUAAUCCCCAGACUCCACAAAGCUCACAUCUCAGCCCCGACUCUCCCACCUACGAGUCAAACAAUGUUGCCAUGAACCAGAAUCAUUUGCAGCCAAUCGAGGAGGAUAUGGAUCUUUUGUUAUCAACAGUGACAGAUUAUAAUCCUGAUGACAUCAGUGACAUCAGUGACAUCAACAUUGCCGAGUUCAUUAAGUCAAUGUCACAGAAAAAGUAAAAAGUGGGAUUAUGAAAUAUAUGUUGAUGGACCCGCUGGCUUCGAGGAAAAGUGAAAAAGACACAUUUUAGAGUGAUCAACCGAUUCUUAACAGUGUGAUGCAUUCGGACAAGACAUUUCAAUGUCUAUAAAGGCAAAUAAAACCUAUAGUUAAAAACCUUAGAAAGGACAUCCUCAAUAGAUUCUAUUUAUGAUGAUUUGUAAUAUAAAGCAGGAUUUUUCUGUCCGGUGAGAAUUGUUUUAUAAUGUAGACAUGAUUUUUGUUUGUUUAUAUAUUGAUAUUUUGAUAUCGGCUUUAACAGAAAUGAAAAGAAUGUCGUAGAAAUCUACUAAAGUGAAAAGGAAUACUAAACUUGAAUGGGCGAGCUUCCAGUAGGAAUAACUUUUUAUGUAAAUGUAGAACAAUGCUGGCAGGUUCAGCAGGAAUAAACCGGGAAAAGGGGAUUCAGAUAUGUGUUAGCAGAGAUGAAAUUUAGUAUAUAUGUUGUGGCCAGAACCUUUUUCAGAUAGGUAUUCCAUUGUUGUUACCUAAAUGUAUUACAAGAAAUUUCUAAAAGUGAGGCGAGGCUUUUUAAUGUGCAUCAUUGACCAAGAAUUGACAGGGCUGAUGUGGAAUUCUGGUGGGGUGGAUUUUCAUCUAUUUUUUGACAUUGAACAGUGCAUUGUAUUUAUAACCUUAAUUAUUAAUGAAAUAAUGUCUUAAACUCACUUGAUAUUUGUGUUUGUUGCCAUGCUUAGCAAGUUAGGCAUGAAAUGGUUGGCAGAUCAUGAUUUUUUAUCCGAAGUUUUAAUUAUGCGAUUUGUUUAACAGGUUUGUUAAUCUUGUAUCUGUAUGACAGAGAUGCUUUAUCAUGUAAAAGUACUUGUGCAUAAUACUGGUAUUUUUGGUUAACCAGCAUGUCAGAUCUUUGAAGUAGUUAAUCGAUCUGAUCAGUAUUUCAUUUUUUUAAACACAUCAUUUUUAAUCUCCUUGCAUGUCGGUAACCAAAACCCUUCAGUAUUUUAGUUAACAUUUCAUGAACACAUACAUUUGAACUUUUCAUGUUUGUGCCAUUUUAAUGGAGAGGGAAACGAGCCUACAAUUUCAUCCUCUUCACUCAGAUUCAUUUUCAUAUCCAUACAACAUCAUAUCCUUACAGCUUUUGAUUUAUCUUUGAAAUUGAAUAUAAGAAACCAAACUUUAGAUCACUGUUAUGUAUUAUACUAUAUUCGAGUGGGGGCAUUUCUGACGGGAUUAAAAUAGAAAGUUUGGUUGACAGAAGCAAUUGAAAUAUUUUUAAGGAUGAAAUGCACUAAAGAAUCCCACCAGGAAAUAUAAACCUACCACUUAAUUAUUCUAUAUUACAAGGAUUUUUUGCUUUGUUUUAUUUCAUGGAGAACAAUUUAUAGUUCUGGAGGAAUAAUAUGAUUGGUCCAUUUGUCUGUACACCUUUAUAUCUCCGACACUGUUAUCUACGUAAUAUGUAAAUUUACAAUUGUAAAAUCAAACGCACAAGUAGGGAUGAAGUAUUGAAUACUAAGAUUGGGUCUAGUACUCCUUAUAAUUAUGUACAUCGGUUAUCUAGUUUAUAUGGGGCUGCGGUGGCCAAGUGGUUAAGGUGUCCCGACACUUUAACACUAGCCCUCCACCUCUGGGUUGCGAGUUCAAAACCUACGUGGGGCUGUUGCCAGGUAGUGACCGUAGGCUAGUGGUUUUUCUCCUGGUACUCCAGCUUUCCUCCACCUCAAAACCUGGCACAUCCUUAAAUAGGACGUUAAACAAAAUAAACCAAAACAUCUGGUUUAUAUGGCAACCCUGUUGAAAUUAAAUCCCAGGAUAUCCCUUUGUUAACCAUACAUCAGUUUGCCUUGUUUGAGUAUCAACUACACUAUACUUCGUAAAUCCUUGGAAGGCGAGGGUGGCUUACAGAAACAUACGUACAAGUUUAUGACGAUUCAACAUGUGCAACUCUACCCAACCAAUUUGGGGGUUUCUAACUGAAAUUAUGUGCCAGACCUUUUGUUAAUUUGUGAUAAUGCACAAAAAUUGAGUGGGAAGAUAAAGAUAAAGUAACGUAUUUAAGAUUGCUUGCACUACCACUGUUGACUGAAUUUAAAAUUGCAUGUAUACAGACAUUAUGUACCCCUCGUGUAUAAACUUAGUUGUUUUGCUUCCGAUUUUGCACAUAUCUUGUCCAAAACUAGUCAACUAAGAUUAUAGCUGUAUAUACCAUUUCGGUAUUCUCUGUUGUGGUAUACCAUUUCGGUAUUCUCUGUUGUGGUAUACCAUUUCGGUAUUCUCUGUUGGUUCUUUGGUACCAGGGUAAGCACAGCUUAAAUUUACUACCAACAGUCUACACACAAUCCUUCUGUACUCUCUCUUCUUGUAUUCCUUAUUCAACAUGUUUUUAUACUUAAAUCAUAUUUUUGCAAUGGCAAUAAUCAUACACAGGUAAACUCGUAUACAAUGUUAUUGUUACCUUGGCACAUUGUUUUGCAAGGAGACAAUAUUUGCUGAUUUUGACCUUGGCUUUGUCGUGCGAUUUGCACACAAUGGAGAAUACUGUAUUGUAUUGGUUUCUCAUUAGCUCCAAUAACUUCCAUACUUGGUUUGUGAAUGACAAGUACUGCAUGAUUAACAAGCCUAGGGCCAAGCUGGUAAGUCGCUGGGGUUGUAGUUUAUAUUUUUUGUUGUAGAAAUAAUCGGUAAGAGAUUGAUACAUCAAACAUGUAUGCAAUAAAGAAUCAAAACAAUGA